Messenger RNA from Gadus morhua (Atlantic cod), 4880 nucleotides. It is a transcript of the gene kcnh6b, whose product is annotated as potassium voltage-gated channel, subfamily H (eag-related), member 6b. Lineage: Eukaryota; Metazoa; Chordata; Actinopteri; Gadiformes; Gadidae. Gene Ontology annotation, biological process: regulation of heart rate by cardiac conduction; potassium ion transmembrane transport; regulation of ventricular cardiac muscle cell membrane repolarization. Gene Ontology annotation, molecular function: inward rectifier potassium channel activity. Gene Ontology annotation, cellular component: plasma membrane. The coding region runs from base 1153 to 3972 and encodes 939 amino acids. The record is from RefSeq and is a predicted model, not a curated record. The transcript is spliced from 11 exons.
UUUAUUUCACUUUGGCUCCCUCUCUUGGUCACUGAGCUCUCCUACACCUCUUAACCAAUACCUCGCCCGUUACAGCAGGGCUGUUCGUCACACCUGGGCUGGAUUUCCAUUCGUUACCUCAGGAUUCCGACACCUCAAACGAACAGUGCGAGCAGUAGUCAUCAAGCAGGAGCCAAGUAGGAGCAUAGACCGGUCUCACAGUGCCUUCAUCCCUGAAUCAACACCGGUGUCGCUCAUGACGCCAAUAAGGGGUCUGCCACUUUUAUGUACCAGGCACAUGCUGAAUGGUAAAUGGUUGAUAUGGUCACUAGCUCUGACUACCACCCCGCGCCCAGUCAGGACCGAGCUCUGAUCCACACCUCACGCCGACACCUUUGUGAAAGGGUCUAUUUAGGCCCAUCGAGACAGCUGAGCAUCUUCAGAGCCACUCAAGUCCACUUCGACAGUUGAUCACGUUGCAAUCACAACCUGUUAAUUUGUUAUAUGUGGCUGACUCAUAGGCUGACUCAUAUUAUUAUAUAAAUGAAUAAUCAGAAAAGCAUCAAGUGUUAGAACAAUUGUAAGACAUUAUUCCACCAAAGAAAAAUGCUACUAUGAGAAAGAAAUUGUCUGUUUUGAGUUUGUGGAAGAAAAUGUAUGUACUGUUGGUGAACUUCCCAUAGUUUAUGUAUAAACAAAUGGACAUCAUAUUACAAAGGCAAGUUAUGGCCUAUGCUUGUGUCUGAAGGUCAUAUCCAAGGUAAUUCUCUGUAUGUACUGCUGGUGAAGACUAAUUAGCAAUGUAAUUAGCAUCUGAGUCAGUGCUAUUCAGUAGCAUUAACGAUAACAACUGUUUGAUUGUUUAAUGCAUUUCUAUCCCUGUCAUCAAUUUCCCCAAUAGCCUGGUUAACAUAAAAUGGAAAUUGUUAUUGUCAGAAAACUAUUGCAAAGGCAAAUUAUCAAUGAUUUCUUAUUGAUUAGCAUUUCAUGGCCUGGAAGCUAUAGUGUAGAAUUGAUCGGUUGCUAUAGUGUAACAUUGACUUGCUGCCUGUGUUGUGUCCGCUCACAGCUCAGUUCACUGCAGCGGUACCGACUCAACCUCGUUAGUUUGUCCUGGGAAACAUGAACAGUUGGAUUAUUCAAGCAGGAAUUUGAUCUUCAAAUAAGAGCUGCAUGUCCAGUCCAGCGGCGAUGAAGAGAGAAGGGAGCGCCCUCGGCUCUCCCCAGAGCCUGGACCUGCUCGGCACAUCCAAGGUGAUAGAGCGAACUCAGAAGGUCACAGAGAAGGUGUCAAAGAUCCUCUCUCUGGAAACUGACGUGUUGCCAAAAUACAAGCUCCAACUCCCCGAGACGACAUGGUGGAUUCUGCUGCACUACAGCCCGUUCAAAGCCUUCUGGGACUGGAUCAUUCUGUUCCUGGUCCUGUACACGGCCGUCUUCACUCCGUACUCGGCGGCGUUCCUUCUGGACGAGCACGGAGACAGGGAGUGCGGCUACACUUGCGACCCUUUGAACGUGGUAGACUUCAUGGUGGACGUUCUGUUCGUCGUGGACAUCGUCAUCAACUUCCGCACCAGCUACGUGAACCACAACGACGAGGUGAUCACCGUACCGUGCAGGGUCGCCAAGCAUUACAUCACCGGAUGGUUCGCCAUCGACCUUUUCGCCGCCCUCCCCUUUGACCUGCUUAUCUUCCGCUCUCGCUCCGAUGAGAUGGCCACCUUUAUUGGCCUACUGAAAACAGCACGGCUGCUUCGACUGGUCCGAGUGGCCAGGAAGCUAGACCGCUAUUCUGAAUACGGAGCAGCCGUCCUAUUUCUACUCAUGUGCACCUUUGCACUCAUCGCACACUGGCUGGCAUGUCUCUGGUACGCCAUCGGGUUUUUGGAAAGGCCGUACACAGAGACCGGCUGGCUGGACAACUUGGCACAGCAGCUGGGCAAGAAGUACAACGACAGCGACCCCCGGUCGGGACCCUCCAUCAAAGAUAAAUAUGUGACGGCUCUGUACUUCACCUUCAGCAGCCUGACCAGCGUGGGCUUCGGGAACGUCUCCCCCAACACCAACUCUGAGAAGAUCUUCUCCAUCUGUGUCAUGGUCAUUGGCUCUCUCAUGUAUGCCAGUAUAUUUGGCAAUGUGUCGGCGAUCAUCCAGCGGCUGUACUCCGGCACCACCCGCUACCACACCCAGAUGCUCCGGGUUAAAGACUUCAUCCGCUUCCACCAGAUCCCCGGGGGGCUCCGCCUGCGGCUGGAGGAGUACUUUCAACACGCGUGGUCGUACACCAACGGCAUCGACAUGAACGCAGUUUUGAAGGGGUUUCCUGAGUGCCUGCAGGCGGAUAUCUGUCUGCACUUGAACCGAUCACUGCUGCAGAACUGCAAGGCCUUCCAUGGGGGCAGUGAGGCCUGCCUUCGGGCCUUAGCCACGAGGUUCAAAACGCUCCACGCUCCCCCGGGAGACGUCCUGAUCCACUACGGAGACGUCUUGGACUCCCUGUUCUUCAUCUCCCGCGGCUCCAUCCAGGUGCUGCGGGACGACGUGGUGAUCGCCAUACUCGAGAAGAACGACAUCUUCGGGGAGCCCAUUCAUCUGCACGACGAGCCGGGGAAGUCGAGCUCCGACGUAAGCGCAAUCACCUACUGUGACCUCCACUCCAUACCCAGGGAGGACCUGCUGGAGGUCCUGGAUAUCUACCCGGACUUCGCCAACGCCUUCUGGACCAACCUGGAGAUCACGCUGGACCUGAGAUGUAUUGCCCGAGGACAGCUUCUAGAAGAUAGUGGUGAUGAAUGGGAGCAUCAACACCAGCCCAGACAGAGAGGAUACUCAUUAGACUGCAGAAUCCGACCAGAUGGAAUCGACCAUGACGACUCAUUUCCGCUCCAUUCGAUCGGUCAGCGUCACUCUGCUCCACAACCACGCUGCGGCUCCCCGCUCACCCGUUCCACUGAGGACCUGAGAGAGGCCCUCACGCUUGGCACCAAGUUGCAGCCUUCAGAAAAAAUCAGGUCGGACUGGGCUCCUUCUGCGGACAGACUGCUGCCCCCGGGAAGCACCCCCGUAGCGGCGGAGCGGACUCUGGACAUAGCUUCGUCCGUGAACAGGCCUGGGAUGUUCCACUUCUGGCCCGACAGACUGUCGCUGCAGGUCAGCAGCCGGCCUCUGCCCUCUUGCGACCCUGACCCUCACCCUCACCCUCACCCUAACACUGCGGGGGACACAGAGCUGGGCCCCAGACUGGAAGUACUGCAAUCUCAACUCAACAGGCUUGAGACCCGCGUGGCGGCGGACAUCACCGUGAUCCUCCAGAUCCUGCAGGUGCCCGCGGAGCCGCCCGUCCCCCCCGCCUACAGCAUCGUGUCCUCCAAGGGCUCCCCCCUCCCCUCAGGGGCCUCCACUAGGCUCCGUCACCCCUCUACUGGGGCCCCUAGCCCCUCUCCUCUGGUCCCCGACCCGUCUACUGGGGUCUUCUCUACUGGGGCCCCUAGCCCCUCUCCUCUGGUCCCCGACCCGUCUACUGGGGUCUUCUCUACUGGGGCCCCUAGCUCCUCUCCUCUGGUACCCGACCCGUCUACUGGGGUCUUCUCUACUGGGGCCCCUAGCCCCAACACUGCCCCACCCAGCCCCUCGGAGCCCCAUACCGGGGUCCCUACCCCGUCUGGUGGGGCCCCUAGCUCCUCUUCUGGGAUCUCUAGUCCCUCUCCUGGGGUACCUAUCCUCUCUCCUAAGGAGCCUUACCCCUUUACGGGCUUCCCUAGCCCCGUUACGGGGCUCCGUAACCUCUCUCCUGUUGCCCCUGGCCCCUCUCCUGUUGCCCCUGGCCCCUCUCCUGUUGCCCCUGGCCCCUCUCCUGUUGCCCCUGGCUCCUCUCCUGUUGCCCCUGGCCCCUCUCCUGUUGCCCCUAGCCCCUCUCCUGUUGCCCCUAGCACCUCUACUGGGGUCUCUCGCCCCUCAUCGAGCCCCCACCGCACCUCUACUGGACCCCCCUAGCCCCUCGUCCCUCGUCGAGCCCCCCCAGCCCCUGUACUGUGGUCCCUAGCCCCUCAAGUAGGUUUCCUAACCCCUUCGUCCAGUCACAUGGUUGACCCAUGGUUACAUACCAUGUGCACCAUCUCUCCUGUACUUGCUGAACGGCCACCCAGGUAAUACGACUACUGGUACUGCAUCCUACAGCACAAUACAUGGCCUUCUCAUAGGAGGAAUACUAACACAGUCCCUAGUCUCCAUUGGUCAUCAUCAGCAGGUUUUAUAUGAGUCAAUUAACAAUCAAUUUGUACUUAACAUGGAAAAGAGGACUCUAUGAUUUGAUCUGUAUUCCAGCUCUGCCAAGAACCAAAUCCCCACAAAAAGCAUAAAACAAAUCUCAGAGAACCCAGGGAACCAACCUUAGAACCAUCCCAACCAACCAACAGACCAACCAUCGAGGGAACCAUCCCACCCAACCAACCAACAGACCAACCAUCGAGGGAACCAUCCCACCCAACCAACCAACAGACCAACCAUCGAGGAAACCAUCCCACCCAACCAACAGACCAACCAUCGAGGGAACCAUCCCACCCAACCAACCAACAGACCAACCAUCGAGGGAACCAUCCCACCCAACCAACCAACAGACCAACCAUCGAGGGAACCAUCCCACCCAACCAACAGACCAACCAUCGAGGGAACCAACCAUAGAAGAAACCACCAACCCAACCAACCAGCCAGCCAGGGAACCAACCAGCCAGGGAACCGGAACUGACCUCUGGAGGUCCAGAAACAACGGUCUGACCCGUCUUCACCUCAACGUUAGAGGAAAGGGAUGAGUGCUGAUGAGUUGAUCAAGUUAAUAAAUGUAAACUUGAAUGCACUCAUGUUGGUUUGUCUUGGCUCUAGCGUCGUUGUUCUAAAUAAAGUAA